Eremothecium gossypii ATCC 10895 is the source of this 1278-nucleotide messenger RNA. It is a transcript of the gene NGK1, whose product is annotated as hexokinase. Gene Ontology annotation, biological process: glycolytic process; intracellular glucose homeostasis; glucose 6-phosphate metabolic process. The record is from RefSeq and is marked provisional. Bases 1 to 1278 code for a protein of 425 amino acids. The transcript has a single exon. Gene Ontology annotation, molecular function: D-glucose binding; fructokinase activity; glucokinase activity. Gene Ontology annotation, cellular component: cytosol; mitochondrion. Lineage: Eukaryota; Fungi; Ascomycota; Saccharomycetes; Saccharomycetales; Saccharomycetaceae.
AUGCGUUUAUCCAAGCUUGAACGGGCUACUGAAGCCAGGAACGCCCUAAUAGCCGGCUACGAAGACCUGAGUGUGAAUCAGGUGAGCCGGAAGGUGGCCCAGGAGCUGCAACUCCGGCUCGAGACGAGCACCGUGUCCAUGUUGAGCAGCGCGGUCAUCCCGGAAGACCUCUGCGAGGCCAGAUCUGCAUCCACAGUCGCGGAGGAUUUCCUGCUGGCCAUCGACAUAGGAGGAACGACUCUCAAAAGCGCGAUUAUCUCGACUGUGGAUUUCCAGGUGACCGCACAAUGGGCAUACGACAUUCCACAUCGCAUCGUAGACAUAGCCUUUUUCAAUCGCAUCGUCCAAUGGGUAUGUGAGCGCGUGUUCAUGCAUGUGGGGAGAAGCCGGUACCGGUUUUUGCUUGGGAUCACCUUCAGCUUCCCUCUGAAUACCAAGAACGAGAUUACCACGAUGGGUAAGGGCUUUCAGAUGACGGAAGAGGUCCGCAACGUCAGCCUGCGGCAAAUUCUGGAGCAGAGCUUCGCACACAUCAUGGCCCACAACACCAAGUACCGUUUCCAGGUGUCUCUGGGCGGCAUCGUGAACGACACGGUCGCGGUGUUCUGGACCAACAAGAUGCUGCACGGCGGCGAUAACAUUGCGAUGAUCCUCGGCACCGGGAUCAACUUUUGCUUCGCAUUGCCCUUCGCCGCAGUGCCGCGCGCUAAGAUGCCCAUUGCGUGCUCGGAAGACGUGCGACUGCUGAUCAAUAGCGAGGCCGGGUUCCUGGGCGCAAACUUCCUGCCGCUGAGCCAAUUCGAUCAGCAUCAGGGUGAGCAGGCCGCGCCGUUCAUGCCGCUGGAGUACCUGACCGCGGGAAAAUGGAUCCCGCUGUCGCUAAGGAACGCGCUGGCGUACUGCGACAUCUCUUCGGUCCGCGACAUCGAGUUCACUGGUGAGCUCCUGGGCGCAAUUCUCGACGGACGCGCAAGCGACUUCUUCCGCGCAGAUGAGUUCCCUGCCGUGCAGGACCUGGCGCGCACCCUUGUCGACCGAGCUGCCUUCUGCCUGCACGCUACCAUCUACGGUAUCCACCGGUUUCGGCACGGGGACGACCCCACUGGCGCCAUAACCAUCAGUUUUGCCGGCUCGUUUCUCCGAUUCUGUACGUACUACUAUGAAAAGCUAAAGGAAGUCUCUGACGGGAAGAUCAAAUACACGUUUCUGCCCGACAGCAACCUCCUUGGUGCCUCCCUCUUCGCCGCGUACCAGGCCGCGAAAUCGGGGCGCGCCUAG